Molecule: messenger RNA, 4947 nt
Organism: Tupaia belangeri chinensis (Chinese tree shrew)
Lineage: Eukaryota; Metazoa; Chordata; Mammalia; Scandentia; Tupaiidae
Gene: WRN
Product: WRN RecQ like helicase
Exons: 37
Coding region: 209-4552 (1447 amino acids)
Biological process (GO): DNA replication; telomere maintenance; double-strand break repair via homologous recombination
Cellular component (GO): nucleoplasm; nucleus; cytoplasm
Molecular function (GO): 3'-5' DNA helicase activity; nucleic acid binding; 3'-5' exonuclease activity
Source: RefSeq, a predicted model, not a curated record
CCGCGCUCUCGCCUCCCCGCAGGCGGUGUUUCGGGUUCGGCCUCCGCUGCCGCAGGAGUGGAGCCGCUCUGCGUCCGCAGGGCAAAGUCGAGGGAACUAACCCGCCGUCUGAUGUAGCGAGUGUGCAGGAUGUCGGGUCCGGACCGUGCAGUCCCUAACGGAGUUCUUCGUGUCGAAUCCCGGAUCGCUUUCCCGUGACGUUUUAAAGAUGAAUGAAAAAAAAUUGGAAGCAACUUCACAGCAGCGGAAGUUUCCUGGAUGGAUGUCCAUGGAAAGUAAAAGAUAUGCUGCAGAAGGAGAAAAGGCAUCUGUUCAAAAGAGUGUUUUUGAAGAUGACCUCCCUUUCUUAGAAUUUACUGGAUCCAUUGUAUAUAGUUAUGAAGCUAGUGAUUGCUCUUUCCUGUCCGAAGAUAUUAGCCUCAGUCUGUCUGGUGGAGAUGUGGUAGGGUUCGACAUGGAGUGGCCUCCAGCCUUCAGCAGAGGGAGACGAACCCGAGUUGCUCUAAUUCAGCUGUGUGUGUCCGACAGCAAGUGUUACCUGUUCCACGUUUCGUGUAUGCCAGUUUUUCCCCAGGGAUUAAAGAUGUUACUUGAAAAUGAAGCAAUUAAAAAAGUUGGUGUAGGAAUUGAAGGAGAUCAGUGGAAACUUCUACGUGACUUUGACAUCAAAUUGAAGAGUUUCGUGGAGCUGACAGGUGUUGCCAAUAAAAAGCUGAGAUGUGCAGAGACCUGGAGCCUCAAUGGUCUGGUUAAGCACCUGCUGGGUAAACAGCUCCUGAAAGACAAGGCCGUCCGCUGCAGCAACUGGAGCCGGUUCCCUCUCAGCGCGGACCAGAAGCUGUACGCAGCCACCGAUGCCUACGCCAGUCUCAUCAUUUAUAGGAAAUUAGAAAGCUUGGGUGAUGUCUCUCAGAUGUUUGCUAAACAUAAAGAGGAGGAAGUCCUGCUUGGCGACUUGAAGAGACAGCUGGCCUCUGUCUCUGAGGAGGUGAUGGAUCUGGCUCAGCAUCUUCCUGGCGCUUUCCGGAAACUGGAAAAUCCACAGAGGGUUUCUGUAGUGUUGAAGAAUAUUUCAGAAAACGUGUCUUCACUGAGAACGAUGAUACUCGGUUCUCCUGACGCUGAAAGUGAGCUGAGGCCCAGCAGUAGCUCGAGCACCCGGUCGUCGUCGGGUUUCAGCGCUGGUGGAGCGCAGCAGAGGUGGGGCAGAGAGCAGGCGGUGUUCUCGCACGUAGAGGAGGAGACGUGGCCCGCAGCACCGGGCGACUCGGCUGAACACGGUGCAGAGGGUGCCCUGGGAGGGGGCGUGGGACGGCAAGGAGAUGGCUGUGCAGACGGAGUGGAGGACAGCAGGGCGGAAGAGCACGCGGCAGGCGUGUGCCCAUCGCCAGACACCACGGUACACGUGGUCCAGGCUUCGGAACCGCAGGCUCGUGAGGAAGCCCUGAGCGCUGCUGCCCGGCCGGCCGAGCAUUUAUCUCCCAACGUUAUUGAAAAAGAUACUACUUUUGAAAUUGAAAGUGAUGAAGAUUUAGAAAUGGAGAUGCUUAAGCAUUUAUCUCCCGAAGUUAUUGAAAAAGAUACUACUUUUGAAAUUGAAAGUGAUGAAGAUUUAGAAAUGGAGAUGCUUAAGCAUUUCUCUCCUGGAGAUAAUGAAAAAGAUACUACUUUUGAAAUCGAGAGUGAUGAAGAUUUAGAAAUGGAGAUGCUUAAGUCUUUAGAAGACCUGAACAGUGGCAAGGCAGAACCAUUUCAUUCUAAGUGCUUAAAAAUGGAAAGAAACCUGGGUCCUCCUGUGGAGCAUGACGAAGAUGAAAGUGCAGCUGUCACAGAGGAAGAGGAAGAUGACAAGGACCAUUCGUUGCCAGGACCCAGCGCUGAACAAAUUACUUGCCUCAAGACCUUCUUUGGCCAUUCCAGUUUUAAACUGGUUCAGUGGAAAGUGAUUCAUUCAGUGUUGGAGGAAAGAAGAGAUAAUGUUGUUGUCAUGGCAACUGGGUAUGGGAAGAGCCUGUGCUUCCAGUACCCACCUGUGUAUGAAGGCAGGCUCGGUGUCGUCAUCUCCCCUCUGAUCGCCUUGAUGGAGGACCAGGUGCUUCAGCUCGCGAUGUCCAACAUUCCGGCUUGUUUCCUUGGAUCAGCACAGUCACAAAAUGUUCUUGAAGAUAUUAAGUUAGGCAAGUACCGAAUCGUAUACAUGACUCCCGAAUUCUGCUCAGCUAACUUGGGCCUGCUGCAGUUACUCGAGACUGCCGUUGGUAUCACACUAAUUGCUGUGGAUGAGGCUCAUUGUAUUUCUGAAUGGGGGCAUGAUUUUAGAAAUUCGUUCAGGACUCUGGGCUCCCUGAAGACGAAACUUCCACUGGUCCCCGUCGUUGCACUCACGGCCACUGCAGGGACGCUGAUCCGGGAAGACAUUGUAAACUGCUUGAAACUGACAGACCCUCAGAUCACCUGCACCAGUUUUGAUCGACCAAACCUGUAUUUAGAAGUUGGACGGAAAACAGGGAAUAUCCUUCAGGAUCUAAAACAAUUUCUUGUCAAAAAGACAAGUUCUGACUGGGAAUUUGAAGGUCCAACAAUCAUCUACUGUCCUUCCAGAAGAGCGACAGAGCAAGUUACAGCCGAGCUCAGGAAACUGAACCUGUCCUGUGGAACGUACCAUGCAGGCAUGACAUGCGGCACGAGGAGGGCGACUCACCACAAGUUCAUGAGGGACGAAGUCCAGUGCAUCGUCGCCACCGUGGCUUUCGGAAUGGGCAUUAACAAGGCGGACGUCCGCAGGGUCAUUCACUAUGGCGCUCCCAAGGAAAUGGAGUCCUACUACCAGGAGAUCGGAAGAGCCGGCCGCGACGGACUCCCCAGCUCCUGUCAUGUUCUCUGGGCCCCGGCAGACAUGAACUUGAACAGGCACCGCCUUACCGAGAUAGCCAAUGAAAAGUUUCGCUCACACAAAUUAAAGAUGAUGGCAAAGAUGGAGAAGUACCUUCACUCCAGCAGGUGUAGACGGAGAAUCAUCUUGUCUCAUUUUGAAGACAAAGAGCUACGAAAAGCCUCCUUGGGCGUCACGGGGACUGAAAGGUGCUGCGACAACUGCAGGUCCAGGUUGGGCCGCUGCCCCUCUGUGGAGGACCCGGACGAUGCCCUCCAGGACUUUGGCCUGCAGGCAUUCCAGCUGCUGUCUGCUGUGGCCACCUUAGGCGAGAGGUUUGGAGUGAGGCUCCCGAUACUAUUCCUCCGAGGGUCUAGCUCUCGGCGUCUUCCGGAUGGAUAUCGCAGCCACGAGUUCUUUGGUGCCGGCAGGGACCGUGCGGAGAGCUGGUGGAAAUCUCUUUCCCGUCAGCUCAUAACUGAGGGAUUCUUGGUAGAAGUUCCAAGUUCCAGUAACAAAUUUGUGAAGAUCUGCACCCUCACAGAAAAAGGCAGAAAUUGGCUUCACAAGGCCAGUGCGCAGUCUCCUCAGCGGCUUCUCCUUCAUCCUCCCGGAAAGAGCGUCCUCCUGCCAAGCUCUAAGACUGCGUCCCCAGGCCCUGGGCAGCUCCUGAGUCACGUACCAGCAGAAGCGCCUGCGGAGAAGAAGCCUGACUUGAAGAUGUUUUCGUACAACACACUCGGAAAACUCUCACCUGGGAGCAGCUCCGCUAAGGGAAGUGGCAUGGUACUGUCAACAGGACAACCUUAUAGCUCCUCAGAACUUGUCCUGUCAGCACAAGAGCAAGAAAGUCAGGCCCUGUUAUACAGCAGACUGGUGGAAGCUAGGCAGAGACAGGCCAGCAAGAUGGAUGUGCCUCCAGCUGUCCUGGCCACGAACAAGGUCCUGCUGGACAUGGCCAGAGCCAGACCGACCACAGUCGAAGAGGUGAAGAGGGUUGACGGUGUUUCCGAGAGCAAAGCCUCCCUGCUGGCCCCGCUGCUGGACGUCAUCCAGCACUUCUGCCAGACAGACCUCCUUUCGUGUACAAAAGCUCAAGAGGAGCAGAAGACGUGUCUGGCCACGACGAAUGAAAAGUGUUCACUCUCACAGUCUGUGGCCAUCACCUACUCCUUGUUCCAGGAGAAGAAGAUGUCGUUGGAGAGCGUGGCGGACAGCAGGACAAUGCCCCUCGCGGCAGUUGGCAUGCACCUGUUCCGGGCUGCGAGGGCCGGCUACCCGCUGGAUGUGGAGCGUGCCGGCCUCACUGCCGAGGUCCAGAAGACUGUGGCUGCUGUCAUCCACCAGCCUCCCGUCAGCUCAGAUAUGAGUAAAGUGAUGCUCAUCAGGACGCUGGUCCCCAAGGACAUCGGCACCUACCUCAUCUACAUGGCCAUUGACAUCCUGCAGAAGGGGGGUGACAGCCGACUGCCACGCUGCCCUCCGCGGACUUCCAGCCCACAGGGAUGUCCCUCCCGCUCGGAGCAGAGCUGUCCAAGCGCCAGGAGCAGCAGGGGAGAGACUUCAUCUGGAACCUCAAAGAGAAAAUUACCUGAGUGGCUCACCAAAGGAGAUGAGAGUAUCCCUGGCCCCAGCAGGAAAUCAGCAGCCAAAACAGAAAAGAGAGGCCUUUUCAGUUAGGUAUGCAGUUGCCAGGACGGUCACUGUCCUGUGUGUGAGAGGAGAGCCAUUUUUCACUCCUGCAAGGCGGGGUCACGGUUCAGCCCAGGAAUUCUUCCGGCCUCGAAGUACAGUUGCCUGUUAUUGAAGAGCUGGUCCGUGAGCCGACACGGGUGCCGGACGCGGCGGCCGUGGGGUGGACUCUGGGGCGCUGUGGCGCUGCAGCAGCCCUGGCCUGCCCUGUGUGCUGCGUGUCUGCGAAGUGCAGUGCGCUGUGGUUUCAUCCGCACGGCAGAGCAGUGGUGCUCGCUCGAUAUCAGGCGUUCUCACAUUGCAGAGCGCCGUCUGUGAGUGGGAGAGCUCCCUGUUGCACAGACUGGUGUACUGUCUUCUGACGAAGCGCUUAGGCACGUUGC